This is a messenger RNA of Solea senegalensis (Senegalese sole), 3392 nucleotides long. RefSeq names its product cytoplasmic polyadenylation element binding protein 2 (gene cpeb2). The transcript is spliced from 12 exons. Gene Ontology annotation, cellular component: neuron projection; cytoplasm; nucleus. The coding region runs from base 1 to 2154 and encodes 717 amino acids. The record is from RefSeq and is a predicted model, not a curated record. Gene Ontology annotation, biological process: negative regulation of cytoplasmic translation. Gene Ontology annotation, molecular function: ribosome binding; mRNA regulatory element binding translation repressor activity; mRNA 3'-UTR binding. Lineage: Eukaryota; Metazoa; Chordata; Actinopteri; Pleuronectiformes; Soleidae.
AUGACGUCAACACUGCGGUCCUCUCUGCAGCGCGAGGCGGGCGCAGCGAGGCGUGACGUGGCCUUGCGUCCUGACUGUGAGCUGCCGCAGAACACGCACUGUGACGACACCACACACACCGAGGACAAGCACCGCAACCAGACCCGGCUCAUCGCGGCGGAUAAUCAGCAGAUCAUCCGGUCCAGUCACCUGCCGCAUACGCAGCGCGGAUCCGAACCAGACCCGCGCCCCCGCGGUUCUCCACUGGACCGGGCUAAAGCUGAUGCUGCAGCGUCGCCAUCACCCACUCCCGUGAACCCACCCGAGCUCCAGAUGGACUCCCCCAUCACGCACCACAUCAACGGCAAUGGCAGCAGCGGCACUGGCACCUUGUUGUUCCCGAACCUCCCCGCCCCGGAGCUCCAGAGCGCCGGCGGCGGCUCCUCCUCUCCCUCCCUCUCCGAUUUCGGCACUCCGUGGUCGGUCCAGACCAGCUCCUCUCCCCCGCCCCCCGCUUCCAGCUCCACCAUCGCCUCCAUCCACGCCAUCAACCACCACAUGCCCGUCACCACGGACUCUGACAGCGGCUUCUAUCCUCCAGGCCUCCCCUCCUCCUCCUCCAUCAACCCGGCCUUCUUCCACAGCUUCUCCGCGGUGUCUGCUAAUCCCUGCGCCGGGAUUAACGUGGUGCAGCAGCAGCAUCAUCAUCAGCAGCAGCAGCAGCAGCAGCAUCAGCAGAGCUUCAGUGGGUCUUUCUCUCCUCAGAUAAACGUCCCUCCUCCUCAGCAGCAGCAGAACCGCAGGUCUCCAGUCAGUCCGCAGAUUCACCCACAGCAUCAGGGCGCGUUUCUGCAGCAGAGGAACAACUACAACCAACACCAGCCCAUGAUGAAGCAGUCUCCGUGGAGCAGUCACCAGGGGAACGGCUGGGGUUCAGGUGGGAUGUCCUGGGGUCGUGACCUCCGUAGGGGCGGCGGGAUGGGUGUGCCUGGCUCUGUGGCUCACAUCUCGCCGAUGAAGAAACCGUUCUCCAGCAACGUCAUCGCUCCUCCCAAGUUCCCACGCUCCGCCGGAUCACUGGGGCCCAAAUCCUGGAUCGAGGAAAACGUGUUCCGCACGGACAGCAACAGCAACACUUUGAUGCCUCUGCAGGAUCGAACCAGAAUGUACGACAGUCUGAACAUGCACUCACUGGAGAGUUCACUGAUCGACAUCAUGAGAGCUGAGCACGAUCCAAUGAAAGCCAGGAGCUUUGGGAGACGUCGAGGCCGCUCCUCCCUCUUCCCUAUUGACGACAAUCUCCUUGACGACGGCCACGGCAACCAGGGCGUCCCGGGAGUCCUGGGCUCCCCGGGCUGUUUCCCGCACCAGAACGGCGAGCGCAUUGAGCGUUUCUCCCGGAAGGUGUUUGUGGGCGGUUUGCCGCCUGAUAUCGAUGAAGAUGAAAUCACCUCCAGUUUCCGUCGUUUUGGUCACCUGGUGGUGGACUGGCCGCACAAAGCUGAGAGCAAGUCCUAUUUCCCACCUAAAGGUUACGCCUUCCUGCUGUUCCAGGAGGAGACCUCAGUCCAGGCUCUGAUUGAAGCGUGCAUGGAGGAGGACGGGAAGCUGUACCUGUGCGUGUCCAGUCCCACCAUCAAAGACAAACCAGUGCAAAUUCGUCCGUGGAACCUGAGCGACAGUGACUUUGUGAUGGACGGGUCUCAGCCCCUCGAUCCCCGCAAAACCAUCUUUGUGGGCGGCGUCCCUCGUCCUCUGAGAGCGAUCGAGCUGGCCAUGAUCAUGGAUCGUCUCUACGGCGGAGUCUGUUACGCUGGAAUCGACACUGACCCGGAGCUCAAGUAUCCCAAGGGGGCGGGGCGAGUGGCCUUCUCCAAUCAGCAGAGUUACAUCGCCGCCAUCAGCGCCAGAUUCGUCCAACUGCAGCACGGCGACAUUGACAAGCGGGUGGAGGUGAAGCCGUACGUCCUGGACGAUCAGCUGUGCGACGAGUGUCAGGGCGCCCGCUGCGGCGGGAAGUUUGCGCCCUUCUUCUGCGCGAACGUCACCUGCCUGCAGUAUUACUGCGAGUUCUGCUGGGCUAACAUUCACUCCCGCGCCGGACGAGAGUUCCACAAACCGCUGGUGAAGGAAGGAGCCGACCGCCCGCGCCAGAUCCACUUCCGCUGGAACUAGAUCGGCGAGCUGCGUGGACACAGCAUCGCUCUGCCGCUCAUGUAGGAACCACUUCUGUAUCUCUAUAUCUUUUGUAGCAGCCAAACACCACAAGCCUCAGUUUUCACCAAACCCCCCUCACACCCUCACAUCUCAGGCUCGGACAACUCUUUGUGGUACGUUCAUCUUUUUGAACAGAUUUAAAAAAAGAAGAAAAGAAGCUUUUUUUAUCCUUAUUAUUUUUCUAUGUGAGAUUUAAAGUAGAUUCGGGAAUGUGUUUAGUUUUUUGUUGCAUGGGGGCAGCUCGUCCGUCUGUCUGUUUGCUGCUGCUAGCUUAUCCCACAGUGGUUACACUCUUGUUUGUGGGAAAACCUCGACGCUCGCCCCGAGUCGCAAACCAAAGUUAGCAACAUCUGUAGGAAGCUUCAAGAAAACAAACGCUCUUUUAUUUUAUUCUUUUCUUUUUAAAAAGCUUUAUAUUUAUUUAUUUAUUUAUUUAUUAAUUUCUGCACUCGUGCUGACUCAUCAUGUGCGUUCACACUGAACAUAAAGUUAGCUAGCUCACUUUCUGCCCCGCCCUCUUCACUAUAGACGUUGGAAGAAUCUAAGAAUAGAUGUUUUUGUUUCUCAAAAAACAAACCACUUGUGUUUACUGGUGCUAGCUAGCGCAGCAAGUAAACGUAACCAUGUGUCUGCUCACCCGGCAGGAGCUAAUGCUACAGCUAACAACCGCCAUGCUAAAACAGCUUGAAUCAGGAAAAAGAUGCAUAUUUCCUGAAGUUAUCCAGUUGCACGACGUCCUAGCUUAUUUUCUGCCCCGCCCUCUUUGUUGUUGUUUCAAACGAAACGAAAUGUAAGAUAAUUUCUCAAGACGUUGUGCUAGCGAAGCUUUUGUUUGUUUGUUAAUUUGUUUUCAUGAGCUUCUCCUCGUGUUCAGUGUGAACGCACCAGUGCAGCGACACCUCAGACUGAAUCUUCUAACUUUUCUAAUAAGCUGUUUCAGAAGCUUCUGCUGCUAUUUACACACACACACACACACAUACAGUAUAUACAGUAUAUACUGUAUAUAUAUAUAUAUUCAUAUAUUUAAUGCCAUCAUGGUAAACAAAAUGCUCUCAAACACUCAAAUCCCCCCCAGCGCCAUGGAAACGGUGAAAGUUAUGGGAUGUCGACAAGCGUGAAUGAACAAAGAGGAAGUAGUUGGUAGCAUGACCUUUGACCUCAUUACAGGGGGAAGAAAAAAAUCAGAGAAACUGAAA